This is a messenger RNA of Paramormyrops kingsleyae, 1865 nucleotides long. RefSeq names its product histamine N-methyltransferase-like. The record is from RefSeq and is a predicted model, not a curated record. Lineage: Eukaryota; Metazoa; Chordata; Actinopteri; Osteoglossiformes; Mormyridae. Gene Ontology annotation, molecular function: N-methyltransferase activity.
AAGAUUCAAUGAUCCUAUGAAUUCUGCUCCGUCUGUGUGUGAUUAAAUAAUAGCUUUUUGCAAUCCUGACGCUGCACCGGGACCAGUUCUGCCACUAAUGCCUAUAGUGGGAAUCCUCAGGUGAAUCUGCGUGCUGCGCAGGCGGAGGAAAAUUAUUUCGGCGUUGAACAAAUGGCCGGCAUUGGUAGUUUCUUGUUGCCAUCCUGUAACAUCUAAGCAAAGAAAAUAAAGAUGGUCCGCGCUUGCGGUUUUAAGUCGGACAUCAUUCAUCGUUUUUUCGGCCCAAGCAAUCUAAAAUGACUUCACGUAUGAAGUGCCUUGCAUUAGACUACGAAAGGUACCACAAGACCUUCCGUUUGUUCCUCGAACUGUCGUCGGAGCAUCAGGCUAUGAGUAAAUUCAUUCAUGAGAGUCUUCCUGACAUCUUCGCACGCAUUGGGGAGGGCAAGACUACCUUUGAUGUUAUUUCAGUGGGGAGUGGUACAGGAGAGGUGGACCUGGAGAUACUUUCACAGCUGAUUAAGGUUUUACCAGAUGUGAAGGUGGGCUGUGACAUGGUGGAACCCAGUGAGCCGAUGCUGGAGAAAUGCAAGGAACUUGUGUCAAGAACUCCCAACUUGGGUAAUGUAAACUUCACAUGGAAUCAGAUGACUGCCUCUGAGUUUGAGAAGCACUGGAGAGAGAGACAGUCGGAGAAGAAAUUAGACUUCAUUCAUAUGAUUCAGAUGCUGUAUUAUGUCACCGAUACUGCUGCUACUAUCUCGUUUUUCCGGAGUCUCCUGAAUGAAAAUGGAAAACUUCUCAUCAUACUUGUUGCUGGAGAGAGCAGUUGGGGCAAGCUGUGGGGCACUUAUCAGAAGGAGUUAUGUUGCACUGAAAUCACCCAGUGCGUGACAGCGGCAGACAUCAAGCGCUACCUCACUGCCGAAGGAAUCAGCUUUGAAACCUUUGUGUUGCCUUCAACGAUGGACAUCACAGAAUGCUUCAUCCCCGGUGACGAGAAGGGGGAACUGCUACUGGACUUUCUCACUGAGGUGCUGGAUUUCAGCCACAGUGCACCUCCAGAGCUGAAAGCCGGCGUGAUGAGCUUCCUGCGUAGCCCUGACUGCAGCAGUCAGGUGAACGGAAGGAUCAUAUUCAAUAAUAAUCUGGAGGUUUUGGUUUUAGACCCAUAAGAUGCAGAGUAGUUCACCAAAUGCUCAUUGCUUCUUAGAUGUGGUUUUCAAUAGAGUAGUAUAUGAAAGUGAGAUUGUUCUUAGGUAUGGUAUUGUCUUUUAUAGCUGUUUCCAUCAGAUAAAAAAAAAAAACUGUAUUUUUCCCUGAACCUCCUACAUCUUGAACAAUCACUGAAACUGUAGGAAUGUCAGUGAGAAAGAUAUUAACAAUGAAUAAUUCUAUUUGUUCAGUAAUCUGUGUGUCUAUUGAAUAAUCAAUACAUUUUCUAACAAAAAUAAAAUACAACCAUAUAUGUUCCCUUAAAGCUUAAAUUCAAUCGUAUCUUCGUAGAAAAUGUCCAAUUUAGAGUGGCCAUCAUUUUAAGUAUGAAUCAUAUGAAUCCUGUUUGUAGUUCAUACUAAAUAAAUCUUCUGUUGUUCUGUCCCCUGCUGACAGCAGCCAGUGAUUUCAUGUGGAUCAAUACAGAGCCAGACAUUCUGUAAAUUACACUUUGUGUGACAUAUCAAACCGGCUCAUAUGACUGCACUCUCUCAACUCCCAAUCUGGAGACGUCUGAAAAGGGCCUUUGGCUUUGUGUGUUCUUGAAAGGAACAGUUGUAUUACUGGUUGGAAGCUUGUUAGGGGACAAGACUCCUCCUUUCAUUGGUUAUGUAAGGCAGGAUUAAAUAAAACCCAAAAUGAGUCAACAA